Molecule: messenger RNA, 1599 nt
Organism: Lolium rigidum
Lineage: Eukaryota; Viridiplantae; Streptophyta; Magnoliopsida; Poales; Poaceae
Product: serine--glyoxylate aminotransferase-like
Exons: 4
Coding region: 106-1314 (402 amino acids)
Cellular component (GO): peroxisome
Molecular function (GO): L-serine:pyruvate transaminase activity; L-alanine:glyoxylate transaminase activity
Source: RefSeq, a predicted model, not a curated record
UGGCCAUCGUGGCUCCUAUAUAGCCUUCAUCCAUCCUAUCCUCCUCUCCUUCGCACGGAUCCCCCUUGACCCAAGCUUCUCCUGCUUGCCGACCACAACAGCAAGAUGGCCGACUACGUGUAUGGGCCAGGGCGGACCCACCUGUUCGUCCCCGGGCCGGUGAACAUCCCGGACCCGGUGAUCCGCGCCAUGAGCCGGAACAACGAGGACUACCGCUCGCCGGCCAUCCCCGCCCUGACCAAGACACUGCUGGAGGACGUGAAACAGAUCUUCAAGACGACCACCGGCGUCCCCUUCAUGUUCCCCACCACCGGCACCGGAGCCUGGGAGAGCGCGCUCACCAACACGCUCUCCCCGGGCGACCGGAUCGUGUCCUUCUCGCUGGGGCAGUUCAGCCUGCUGUGGAUCGACCAGCAGCAGCGCCUGGGCUUCAGCGUGGACGUGGUGGAGUCCGACUGGGGCUACGGCGCCGACCUCGCCGCGCUGGAGACGAAGCUCCGCACCGACUCCAGCCACACCAUCAAGGCCAUCUGCAUCGUCCACAACGAGACGGCCACCGGCGUGACCAACGACCUCCACGCCGUGCGCAAGCUCCUGGACGCGUACCGGCACCCGGCGCUGCUGCUGGUGGACGGGGUGUCGUCCAUCUGCGCGCUGGACUUCCGCAUGGACGAGUGGGGCGUGGACGUGGCGCUCACGGGGUCGCAGAAGGCGCUGUCGCUGCCCACGGGGCUGGGCAUCGUCUGCGCCAGCCCCAAGGCGCUGGAGGCCAGCAAGACGGCCAAGUCGGUGCGCGUCUUCUUCGACUGGAAGGACUACCUCAAGUUCUACAAGAUGGGCACCUACUGGCCAUACACGCCCUCCAUCCAGCUCCUCUACGGCCUCCGCGCCGGGCUCGACCUCAUCUUCGAGGAGGGGCUCGAGAACGUCAUCAAGAGGCACGCACGCCUCGGCGCAGCAACAAGGUUGGCCGUGGAGGCGUGGGGGCUCAAGAACUGCACCCAGAAGGAGGAGAACUUCAGCGACACCGUCACCGCCGUCGUCGUGCCGGCGUACAUCGACAGCGCCGAGAUCGUCAAGCACGCAUGGAAGAGGUACAACCUCAGCCUCGGUCUCGGGCUCAACAAGGUCGCCGGAAAGGUCUUCAGGAUUGGACACCUCGGCAACCUCAACGAGCUGCAACUGCUGGGCUGCCUCAGCGGGGUGGAGAUGGUGCUCAAGGACAUCGGGUACCCGGUGAAGCUCGGCAGCGGUGUGGCGGCCGCCGCGGCGUACCUCUCGAAUUCCACGCCGCUCAUCCCAUCCAGGAUCUGAGCAAAUCUCUACGCGCGCGCGCGAGAAGGAAGAACAAACCAUGGUGCCCUGCUUCGGGCUGCUGCUUGGCACACGGAAGAGCAGAGCAGGCGUAGUACACUACCGGUCUCAUUAUACUCUCUGUAUGUAAAGUUAUUUUUCACAUACAAAGCUGUGCUAAAGGAGUAUAAUUUCGUGAACUCAUGCUUUAAUUACAGAAAAAAUGAACUCUGAGUAUAUAACAACAUGUGCCCGUUUUAGCUAUACUUGUAUUGCUGAUCGAUCAAUUCUGUUUCACCCUUGUUA